Molecule: messenger RNA, 1604 nt
Organism: Acomys russatus (golden spiny mouse)
Lineage: Eukaryota; Metazoa; Chordata; Mammalia; Rodentia; Muridae
Gene: Cdc37
Product: cell division cycle 37, HSP90 cochaperone
Exons: 8
Coding region: 111-1250 (379 amino acids)
Biological process (GO): protein folding; protein stabilization
Cellular component (GO): cytoplasm
Molecular function (GO): protein kinase binding; heat shock protein binding; protein-folding chaperone binding
Source: RefSeq, a predicted model, not a curated record
GAAGCGGAAGGGGCGGGGCUCUGCGAGCGGACUCCUCAACCCCUGUGGGUCCCUGUUCAGCGCCCGGCCGUGUGGAGAGCCGGGAGCCAGUCCGGGCCUCCGAGGCGAAGAUGGUGGACUAUAGCGUUUGGGAUCACAUCGAGGUGUCGGACGAUGAGGACGAGACGCACCCCAACAUCGACACGGCCAGCCUCUUCCGCUGGCGGCACCAGGCCAGGGUGGAACGCAUGGAGCAGUUUCAGAAGGAGAAAGAGGAACUGGACCGGGGCUGCCGUGAGUGCAAGCGCAAGGUAGCCGAGUGCCAGCGGAAGCUGAAGGAGCUGGAAGGAUCUGACGCCAGUGGCCAGGGCGAGCUUGAGCGCCUUCGAGCUGAGGCACAGCAGCUGCGCAAAGAGGAGCGAAGCUGGGAGCAGAAGCUGGAGGACAUGCGCAAGAAGGAGAGGAACAUGCCCUGGAAUGUGGACACGCUCAGCAAAGAUGGCUUCAGCAAGAGCAUGGUCAAUACCAAGCCUGAGAAGGCAGAGGAAGACUCAGAGGAGGCAAGGGAGCAGAAACACAAGACCUUCAUUGAAAAGUAUGAGAAACAAAUCAAACAUUUCGGCAUGCUCCACCGCUGGGAUGACAGCCAGAAGUACCUUUCAGACAAUGUCCACCUGGUGUGUGAGGAGACAGCCAACUACCUGGUGAUCUGGUGCAUCGACCUGGAAGUGGAGGAGAAAUGUGCACUGAUGGAGCAAGUGGCUCACCAGACCAUGGUGAUGCAGUUUAUUCUGGAGCUGGCCAAGAGUCUGAAGGUUGACCCCCGUGCCUGCUUCCGGCAGUUUUUCACCAAGAUCAAGACUGCUGACCACCAGUACAUGGAGGGCUUCAAGUAUGAGCUGGAGGCCUUUAAGGAGCGUGUGCGGGGCCGUGCCAAGCUGCGGAUAGAGAAGGCCAUGAAGGAGUACGAGGAAAAGGAGCGCAAGAAGAGGCUGGGCCCCGGGGGCCUGGACCCUGUGGAGGUCUAUGAGUCCCUGCCCGAGGAGCUGCAGAAGUGCUUCGAUGUGAAGGAUGUGCAGAUGCUGCAAGACGCCAUCAGCAAGAUGGAUCCCACCGAUGCCAAGUACCAUAUGCAGCGCUGCAUCGAUUCUGGCCUCUGGGUCCCCAACUCCAAGUCUGGUGAGGCCAAGGAGGGGGAGGAGGCGGGCCCCGGGGACCCAUUGCUGGAAGCCGUCCCCAAAGCGGGCAACGAGAAAGACGUCAGUGCGUGACCUGCCCCAGCCACUGCCACCAGCCUGCAGACUUCUGCGGGCCCUUCUCCAGAAAAGGAAACCUAGCCACCAAGUCCCUAGCUCCCGACUUCCUUCACUUCUGCUGCUCCUCACAUCCUGGCCCAUGUCCCCUGUCCUCCAGCCUGUCCCCAGCACUCAUCAGACUCUGCUUUGGGUUGAGGGGCUCUGCUGUCUGCAGCUCCCCUACCCCCAUCAGCGUUAUGCCAAAGUCCUGGGGGUCUGGGGAGUGGCAGCAGUUGCCAGGUUAGUCCACCGGUCUGGGGUUACACAUGUCCCCAGCUGGUCAGGGUCUGUCCCUAUGGGUCUGUGGUCACUGGUUUUUUUUUUUUGUUU